Suillus subalutaceus is the source of this 1008-nucleotide messenger RNA. RefSeq lists its product as uncharacterized. NCBI's taxonomy places the organism in Eukaryota, Fungi, Basidiomycota, Agaricomycetes, Boletales, Suillaceae. The record is from RefSeq and is a predicted model, not a curated record. The transcript is spliced from 7 exons. Bases 1 to 1008 code for a protein of 335 amino acids.
AUGUGCCCAUAUGUGCCUGCAGAAACUGCGAGUCUCUACAGCGGUUCAGACAUUGAUGAAGGAGAGGACGAGAUGCCAGAAACGAUUGCAAAGCUGAUGGAUAAUGAGGUCCCAUUUGCUCCAAGUCAGUACCAUCACCAACAGUUGGCACGUUGUAGAGAUUCACAUUUCUCAACACGCUUCUCAUACGACUUCCACGCAACGCACGCUUUGGCGUGUACCAGCGCGUUCAAAGGAAUCUUUCUCAGUAGCAAUCCCCUUGGGACGACUUUCCACUCGUAUCCAGAGGAGCACUCGAGAGCCCACUUCCCACUCUUCCCCCUAGCACGCAGCUAUCAUUCCUCACCCUCAAUUGACCGCAACAACGACGGAGCCGUCUCAGAGUCUUGUGAAACGUCCGACGCCAGUGAACAAGAGUCAAAACCCGAAUCACCAAAGUCACUAUCUGUCCAGGGAAGUUCCAAGUCGAAGAGUCGCUCUACAAGUACAGCUUUGGCUCACAUCGUGGUCGCUGAGGGUGGAAACAUAAAGCUACUGGCUCAGAACCUAGAGACACAGAGAGUUGUUAAAGGGGCAAUUAUGGAGGCAAAGUGUCAACUUGCCUUCGUUGAUGGGUUCCCUGAAUUACACAAUCUGUGCGAAAUUGAGAAACAUCAUCGCAUGGAUGAGGACUACAUCUCACAACUGGCUAGUCUGGUAGAUGCUCGUAUACCAAUCCUCCGGCGAGAACUGAAAGAUGAUGCGUGCACAAAGGUCUCUGGCUACUUUCAUCUGGGGCAUAUAGACGUAGAAAAAGCGAAAAAUCUUAUGGUAAAGCAUGCAUAUAUCUAUGCAAUGAAGCCCAUAAUAUCCCUUCACCCAUAUGAAACAAGCCCUAUCAGGUCCAUCGGUGUCCGUUUUGCAAAGCAUUUUGCCGACCUCGCGGAGAACAAUGCCAAGCGUCCAGAGGUACCCAUCCCUUUGGUAGCUCUUGUGGUGACUGCGGUAUUUCUUUCCUUUCCUUCUUGA